ACUCCAUUAAUUCCUCACUCGCUGCUGCAUCGGACCACCGGCGUGCCCCACCAUGUCAGACGCGGCAGUGGACACCAGCUCCGAGAUCACCACCAAGGACUUGAAGGAGAAGAAGGAAGUUGUGGAGGAGGCAGAGAAUGGAAGAGAUGCACCUGCCAAUGGGAACGCUCAAAAUGAGGAAAAUGGGGAGCAGGAGGCUGACAAUGAGGUAGAUGAAGAAGAGGAAGAAGGUGGGGAGGAAGAGGAGGAGGAGGAAGAAGGUGACGGUGAGGAAGAGGAUGGAGAUGAAGAUGAGGAGGCUGAGGCUCCUACGGGCAAGCGGGUAGCUGAGGAUGAUGAGGAUGAUGAUGUUGACGCCAAGAAGCAGAAGACUGAGGAGGAUGACUAGACAGCAAAAGGAAAAGCUAACCUUACGCACUGUGACCUAUUCACCCUCCACUUCCUGUCUCAGAAUUUAAACGUGGUCACCUUCGAGUAGAGAAGCAGGCCCCGCCCACAGCGGGCAGUGCCAUCCACAGAUGACACGCUCUCCACCACCCCUCCAAAACCACAACAUGAAUUGGCAACAUGGGAGGAAAAAGAACCAGAACUUCCCAGGCCCUGCUUUUUUUCUUAAAAAUACUUUAAAAGGAAAAUUUGUUUGUAUUUUUUAUUUACAUUUUAUAUUUUUGUACAUAUUGUUAGGGGUCAGCCAUUUUUAAUGAUAACGGGUGACCAAACCAGCCUUCAGAGCGUUUUCUGUCCUACUUCAGACUUUACUUGUGGUGUGACCAUGUUCAUUAUAAUCUCAAAGGAGAAAAAAAACCUUGUAAAAAAAGCAAAAACAACAACAAAAAACCAAUCUUAUUCCAAGCAUUCCAGUAACUUUUUUUGUGUAUGUACCUAGCUGUACUAUAAGUAGUUGGUUUGUAUGAGAUGGUUAAAAAGGCCAAAGAUAAAAGAUUUUUUUUCCUUUUUUUUUUUUUUUUUUUUUGUCUAU
This is a messenger RNA of Grammomys surdaster, 979 nucleotides long. Its product is annotated as prothymosin alpha. The record is from RefSeq and is a predicted model, not a curated record. Gene Ontology annotation, biological process: positive regulation of transcription by RNA polymerase II; negative regulation of apoptotic process. The coding region runs from base 53 to 388 and encodes 111 amino acids. Gene Ontology annotation, molecular function: histone binding. The transcript is spliced from 2 exons. Gene Ontology annotation, cellular component: nucleus. Lineage: Eukaryota; Metazoa; Chordata; Mammalia; Rodentia; Muridae.